This is a messenger RNA of Sorghum bicolor (sorghum), 1819 nucleotides long. Its product is annotated as dihydrolipoyllysine-residue acetyltransferase component 4 of pyruvate dehydrogenase complex, chloroplastic. Gene Ontology annotation, biological process: pyruvate decarboxylation to acetyl-CoA. Gene Ontology annotation, molecular function: dihydrolipoyllysine-residue acetyltransferase activity. The record is from RefSeq and is a predicted model, not a curated record. Gene Ontology annotation, cellular component: pyruvate dehydrogenase complex; chloroplast envelope; chloroplast thylakoid. The transcript has 6 exons. The coding region runs from base 16 to 1671 and encodes 551 amino acids. NCBI's taxonomy places the organism in Eukaryota, Viridiplantae, Streptophyta, Magnoliopsida, Poales, Poaceae.
CGAUCUCCGCCGCUAAUGGUCCAUCCAUCGGACAAGCUGCGAAGAUUUGGAUCGAGAUCAGACGGACGCAAGAUAUGCCAGGUCGUACGGACUAUUAACGGCGACUGGCUCGACGGGCCCACACUGCAGUGGGCUGGCCAACCUUCACCUAACGCACUGGUUCGUCUCCCACUCUCCCACCUCGCGCCGCCGCGGCGCUCGCCGGAUUCCGCCGCCCAGCCCGCGUUCUCCUCGACCCAACCGAGUCCUGAGAGACGGACCAUUUCUUCAGUGAUCAUCCACCAGUGCGCCAUGGCGUCUCUGAUUUCCCCCUACCUCUCCGUCCCCACCGCCCCCGGGCACGCGCGCCUUGCUGCUCCGGCGGCGCCGCGGCGGCGGAGGAUGGCGGUGGUGAGGGCGAAGAUUCGGGAGAUAUUCAUGCCGGCUCUGAGCUCGACGAUGACGGAGGGCAAGAUCGUCUCCUGGACGGCAGCCGAGGGGGACCGCGUGGCCAAGGGCGACCCCGUGGUGGUCGUCGAGUCCGACAAGGCCGACAUGGACGUGGAGACGUUCCACGACGGCAUAGUCGCAGUCGUCCUCGUCCCGGCCGGUGAGACCGCCCCCGUAGGCGCCCCUAUCGCCCUCCUCGCCGAGUCAGAGGAGGAGGUCGCGCUGGCGCGGGCGCGCGCUCAGGCCCUCUCGCAGGGACAAAGCCAGGAACCCUCUCCUCCCCAUGCCGCCGCCGCCCCCGUCUCGGGGACACCUCCUCCAGCGCCUGUGGCGGCUCCAGUGACAAAGGGCAUCGCGACACCUUACGCCAAGAAGGUCGCGAAGCAGCACAGGGUGGACAUCGCCGGGGUUGUCGGCACCGGGCCACACGGCCGCGUCACGGCGGCUGACGUCGAGGCAGCUGCUGGCAUCAAGCACAAGCGAAAGGUCGCGCCCCCUCCACCUCCACCCCCUGCUGCUGUUGGCCCUGCGCCACCAAUGCCCGCAAGUGCGGUGCUGCCACCAGUGCCCGGUGGCACGGUGGUGCCGUUCACGACAAUGCAGGCGGCGGUGAGCAGGAACAUGGUGGACAGCUUGAGUGUGCCAACGUUCCGGGUUGGCUACUCCAUGAUCACUGACAAGCUUGACGCACUCUAUGAAAAGGUCAAGUCGAAGGGGGUUACCAAGACAGUGCUGCUGGUGAAGGCGGCAGCUGUGGCGCUCACCCAGCACCCUGUAGUAAAUGCUAGCUGCAGAGAUGGAAAGAGCUUCUCCUACAAUAACAGUGUCAACAUUGGAGUGGCUGUUGCACUCGAGGGUGGCCUUCUUACUCCAGUAUUGGAGGAUGCUGAUAAGCUGGAUAUAUAUCUGCUUGCGCAAAAGUGGAGAGUGCUGCUCAAGAAGGCACGCAUGAAGCAGCUGCAACCAAAUGAAUACAACUCUGGGACAUUUACACUAUCCAAUUUGGGUAUGUUUGGGGUGGAUAAAUUCGAUGCAAUCCUUCCAGCUGGUCAGGGGGCUAUCAUGGCUGUUGGAGCAUCAAGACCAACUGUAGUGGCUGACAAGGAUGGUUUCUUUAGUAUCAAGAGUGAAAUGCUGGUGAAUGUUACUGCUGAUCACAGGAUUAUCUAUGGUGCUGAUUUGGCAGCAUUCCUGCAAACAUUUGCAAAGAUUGUUGAGGAUCCUGAAAGCCUCACAUUGUAAGGAAAGUUUCAUACAGCUGUUCUCAAUUUUCUGUAUUCACAAUUGGAAGAGAAUGCCAAUAUAGAUAAUAAAGAGAUACCUUUUGAUGUUUUCUCCAAUUAGAGAAAUUUGUGUACAGUUUAUACAGAACUCAAAACCUGGAUGCUCA